AUGUUCUCGUCUUCUUCGGCACUACUUCAAUCAGCAAUAUUUCUAUUUCUACAAUUUUCUACGACUUAUUCGCAACCGGUUUCGACUAUCAAGGAUUUACAUGCGCGUUACGACGAGGCAUCCGGGUCAAUUUUUAUUGAAUGGCAGUAUCCGAAUCCUAUGGAAGGAGUACAUUUCACUGUUCGUUAUCGAGUAAGAGAAGAUCCAACAUGGAAAUAUGCACGAACAUCACAACCACAAAUUCGACUCAAUCUACCCGAAUACAAGAAUGGAAACGAAUUAUUCGUCCAGGUGCAAGCCGAGAGAGGAGGACAAGUGAUUGAAGACUGGGGACAAGAACUGAUUGUCACUAUCAGCAAAAAGGUCUCUAUUGGGGGUGUGGUAAUCGACGACGACGAGCUGGUGCCACCUCUGGAUUUCACCGCCUACGUUCUGAGCCCAUCCAGUGUGAAGCUUGAAUGGCGACCAUAUGUGGGAGGGUCCCCAGAUCUUUUUUACAUCGUCAACGUCAAACAGCUAACAUCCGACUCAGGCACAGCACUUCAUCAACAACAAAUCAAAACCUCGGCAAAUAGUUUUACUUUGGGAAAACUGAUUGCUGGAGAAAAAUACGAGAUGACAAUCCGAAGCGCAUUGAGCCCGACACAGGUUUCGUCCACUGCAGCGAUAGUGGAGAUACAUAUGCCAAAAGAGUCGGAAUAUUUCGAUAUUGGCAACCUCAUCAUUAGCAGCCACUUUCAGUCGAAUGGACGUGGUAUUGUGAAUUUGACCUGGGAGGUUCCAUCAAAUAUGGAACAACAAGUAGUUUCCUACGAUGUACAGUAUGUUGAAGUCGGCACUGGAAAUUGGCAGCAAGUCGUGUUUCACGGAACAAAGCCGACAGCUGUGCUUCACAAUUUGAAGAGCGAUACAGAGUACAUUCUACGAAUCAAAACAACGCUGAACAACAAUAUUCAAACCGAAAGCGGAGAGUUCAGAUUUCGAACACCCAAAGUCGAGGCAAAUCUGAUUAAAAAGGUGGACGUUAUCUAUUCACAUGAAGUCAAUUCUGUUCGAAUACAGUGGAUGCUGGAACCACAUGUUCGGACGGAUCUAAUCGGCGGAUAUGAUGUCUACAUAAGCGACGAUAAGGAUCGGCCAGAAUCGCAGUGGAGGCUGGUGCGUCUAAGUAAUCGUGAAGCAGCACUAUCGUUGGAUAAUCUACGAAGUUCUACCGAAUACUUUGUGAGAGUCAACAUUCGCAACACGGAUGGUUCUGUGAUAAGAGCUCCAUCAAUCUAUCGAUUCAAAACAAUUGAAUGGCCAAAUACGUCGGAAAAUAAUCAUGUGAACCCGUUUGAAUGACUAACAGCUUAUUUCUCACAGAUAAAUGUAUUCAUGUCAAAUGGAAAGCUAGCAGAUAGAGAGAAAAUCUCAUAAACACGACGAAAAGUCGAAGCUUGUAUUUAUGGCUGGUGUUGUAACGCUAUGAUAGAUUAAAUAAGGGGUGUAGUUCUCAACGUAUUUGAUUCUGUUAGCAAUAUACGUACUUUGAUGUUCGUGACUUAAGAUGCAGAUAUAUACUUUUUGAGCUUAUUGCCACGAG
This is a messenger RNA of Cylicocyclus nassatus, 1585 nucleotides long. NCBI's taxonomy places the organism in Eukaryota, Metazoa, Nematoda, Chromadorea, Rhabditida, Strongylidae. The record is from the annotation of a GenBank genome assembly.